AUGACGCUGCAGGUCCUCGCUGUCAGGAAGUGUUUACGACAGAUCCAUAGAACCCAAAUAGCAAAGAGAUAUCGUGACAGAGAAAGAGAUAACAAUUUGCUGAAUAUCAUCAUGUUUCAUGGGAUACCAGCUACAGGUGGUGUUGGUGCUCCAGCCAAUAAACCUGAGCUUUAUGAGGAAGUAAAAUUGUACAAAAAUGCAAGGGAACGUGAAAAAUAUGAUAACAUGGCAGAGUUGUUUGCUGUGGUCAAAACCCUUCAGGCCCUUGAGAAAGCUUACAUCAAAGACUGUGUAACACCUAACGAAUACACAGCCUCCUGCUCCAGGCUUUUGGUUCAGUACAAAGCCGCUUUUAAACAGGUGCAAGGGUCUGAUGUUGGAUCCAUUGAUGAUUUCUGCAGAAAGUACAGAUUGGAUUGUCCUUUGGCAAUGGAAAGGAUUAAAGAGGAUCGUCCCAUCACAAUCAAAGAUGAUAAAGGCAACCUAAACCGCUGCAUUGCAGAUAUAGUAUCUUUGUUUAUCACUGUUAUGGACAAAUUAAGACUGGAGAUCAGAGCCAUGGAUGAGAUUCAACCUGACCUACGAGAGCUAAUGGAAACUAUGAACAGAAUGAGCAACAUGCCACCAGACUCUGAGGCUAAGGACAAAGUGAACCUCUGGUUGACUACACUCAGCAGCAUGUCAGCCUCGGAUGAACUCGAUGAUAAUCAGGUGCGCCAGAUGCUCUUUGACCUGGAGUCUGCAUACAAUGCCUUCAACCGCUUCCUACACUCUUCCUGA
Molecule: messenger RNA, 780 nt
Organism: Knipowitschia caucasica
Lineage: Eukaryota; Metazoa; Chordata; Actinopteri; Gobiiformes; Gobiidae
Source: the annotation of a GenBank genome assembly